AUGCUUCGCCCAUCGCUUGUUCGUGCAGCACGCGCGCACAAACCGAUGAUCAAAUUCCCGGAUCGUCGUGCCCCUAAACCGGAGCAUAAGCCACAGCCGCACCCCGAUGCGCCCGAAGACAUUGCCAACAACUUUGAGCAAUUCCGCCAAGUGCUCGAGUCGGGUCCACAUUAUGACCCAUCUAAGCUAAAGCCAUUUAGCUUGGACUCUGGAAAGAGUGCUUCUGGUCAGACUGGUUCGCGAGACGCAGUGACCACUGUGUUUGACUUGCCCCGGCGAUUCUGGGACACGCCAGCUCUUCGUAUGUCACCAGCUGAGAUGGACGCCAUUCAGUCCGGUGGUGCGUCCAUGAUGGAUUAA
Messenger RNA from Malassezia globosa CBS 7966, 360 nucleotides. RefSeq lists its product as uncharacterized. The transcript is spliced from 3 exons. Gene Ontology annotation, biological process: 2-oxoglutarate metabolic process. The coding region runs from base 1 to 360 and encodes 119 amino acids. NCBI's taxonomy places the organism in Eukaryota, Fungi, Basidiomycota, Malasseziomycetes, Malasseziales, Malasseziaceae. Gene Ontology annotation, molecular function: oxoglutarate dehydrogenase (succinyl-transferring) activity. The record is from RefSeq and is a predicted model, not a curated record.